This is a messenger RNA of Tachysurus fulvidraco (yellow catfish), 1315 nucleotides long. RefSeq lists its product as uncharacterized. Bases 123 to 1055 code for a protein of 310 amino acids. The transcript has 11 exons. Lineage: Eukaryota; Metazoa; Chordata; Actinopteri; Siluriformes; Bagridae. The record is from RefSeq and is a predicted model, not a curated record.
CAUUUCCUGCUCGUGUCUCAGUUAUUUCAGUGACCUAAGGGUAACAUUGCUUGCAGAGCAGAAUUACCUUUUGCAAUAUCACCCCCUUGAACACACACAAACUGAACGCAUCCUUCGCUACAAUGCCUCAAUUCGUCAUUAUGCUAAUGAUCUUGGUGAUUUGGUUUUCUCAAAAUCAAGGUCGAGAAAUCUAUCCUGCAAAGAUUUAUUCAGAUAAACACGAAGACAAACUGAAGUUCACAUGCAGCAUAUUUGGGCUGAAGAACACACCACUGAACAACCAGUUCUAUAUUUACCUCUGUAGGAAUGGUAUUGCAACAGACAUGAAAUCGGGUUGUCAAGAUGUUACGUUUUAUAUAGACGUCAAUAGAAAGGACAACACAGGAAAUUAUAGUUGUGUCUUUUCAGUGCAUAAGUAUAACUUGGAUCAAGUGAUACAGAAUGGCAUAAAUUUUAUCCUCAUUACUACAAAUGAUUCCUUCGUCCCGGCAGAGAUAGCCUUGUCUCAGACGAACGUAAUAACAGGAUAUGAUGCUGAAUUCCAGUGUACUUCUUUAAACUUACCUGAUAGGAUCCAGAAAGGCAACGUUUACGCCGUUCUGUAUAAGAACAGCACUGUGAUUCAGAUGACUAUUUGGGACAUGACAAAGAACAAGGCAAGGUUUACUCUAAAAGAAGUCAGUAUACAAGAUGCUGGAACAUACAUCUGUUGUCUGAUGUCAGAGCUUUUCCCUUUUCCUAAAAAUGUACAUGGUGUCAAUGAAGUCAUCCUUCAUGUUACUGAGCAAUUUAAAGAAACUCUGAUAAUAAUUACUGGUGGUGCCGUGUCUGUGCUGCUGAUUAUUUUGUGUCUUGGACUUGUCUCUUUGAGAAAGUUUCAAAAUCAAGUUGAUUGCUUUAAAGGCCACAGUGAAAGUUAUGACCCAAGAGAGGCAGAGAUGAACCAAGAUGAAGUGCAGACUGAAAACAGCUCUGGUACAGAAUGGGAUCAAUCCUCCUCAAACAGUGAUAGUCCUUCAUAUGCGAACACUUACCAGGUGUGUGAAGAGCAAUAACAACAAUGGCUACACCGGAAACUGCAGAAACUUCAGGACUAUUCUAUACUCAAACCUGUUACAAACUAGUUAAAUGUACAAAUGUAGUUAAGUUUACUCUGCUUGGAAAUACUGAUCUUAGCAAAACGUCCUCAGGCUGGUAAUUUCUAAUACAAAGAAACCAACAAAUUUUAUAAUGUUUCUUUUGUCCAAUAUAGUCUGCUUUUUUUUUUACUUUUAAUAAUGUAAAUGUUAAAUUGUUGGUGUUCAAAAUAAAUGAA